AUGGGCAUUCCACAAAUUAACUCUUCCCUUAGUCUAGAGCUGAAAAUUGUAGAAGCAAAAAGUGUAGAAUCAAAACCAAGAGGUGACCUGUUUGUGAGAUGUUAUCUUCCAGUUGGAAGCAACAAAAGAAAAGUUGGGAUCGACACUAAAGAAAUCCCCACCAAAAAGGACCACGUUUGGAAUGAAACUUUCUCUUUAGAGUGCUCUGGGAUUGAGGACAACAAAGUGGACAUCACCAAAUUGAUAAAGCAAGAGAAGUUGGUUUUGGAGCUGAGGUGGAGAAACAGAGUGCCAAUUCUUGGGAGAAGUGGUUCAAAACUGUUGGGCAGUGCUGAGAUCAGGGGCGGACCCACAUUGUAG
Cannabis sativa is the source of this 360-nucleotide messenger RNA. RefSeq lists its product as uncharacterized. NCBI's taxonomy places the organism in Eukaryota, Viridiplantae, Streptophyta, Magnoliopsida, Rosales, Cannabaceae. The transcript has a single exon. The record is from RefSeq and is a predicted model, not a curated record. Bases 1 to 360 code for a protein of 119 amino acids.